CGGACUGUAAUAUCAGUCAAGUGAUGGUGCGGUUUACGUAGAACGUGUCUUUGCUGUUUAUUGCUCAUAAUUUUAAUCAUUUUAUACAGCAUUCAGAAUAUAGAAAAUGUCGUGAAAAAGUAUUAUGUCAAGACUGCAAUGUGUCGUAUGUGGAUCCAUUCACUACAAACACUAAAAACUAAAAACCUCUGACGUUCAUACCCUGCACAAAUGAAAGUGAUCUAAUCGAUAUUCAAUACGACAAAUACAUCAAUCAAUAUGUGCUGCUCAUCAACGAGCAUGUGAUCCACGGGAUGCUUCAGUCGUAUAAUAUCCCAUACACAUGCUUCCAUCUGAAAAUUAUUUACGGUGAGAAAGCGGAAGAUUACGACAGAAUGGGAGAUAGGAUAUAUUUCGGACAAGCUAUGUGCUACCAGUGUCCGUGGAAGGUAUUGCCGGCACUGCCCAUGAUGUUCAUUUACCUGCCGCCCUGGUUCCGGCGGGAGUACCAGUACCAGUACCCCGAACCAGCAUCGCUUGAGCUCCAACUUCGAUGUGUACAAUACUGUCAAGCAUAUCCUUUAGAUAGUCGGUGUCACGAGAGAAUCUGCACUGUCCAAGUCAUAUGAAUGCCCUGCGUGUCAAUCGUUACUCCUUCCGAUACCCGAGGACCGGAACUGCUCUCAGGCUGCCUUCGAAGAAACCUACUGCACGUGCAAUGCCUAUCGAGAAGUAAAAGGUGAAUGGACCAGGCGCAUAGCCCAUUGAGUUUUUUUAUUGAAUAAAGGAAUACCUCUGGCAGGAUAAUCUAAAUCGAUUUUGCAGCAUUCUGACAUAAAAGUACGUCACCAGAAGGAUGCCACCUCAGUGGAUACAAAAAUGCUGUCUUAUCGCACAAAGUUCAUGGUAAAUGAAAAUGAUGCCGAAUUCUUUGGCAGUUGGCUAAUUGUGCAAUUAUAUCACCGAAGCUCUUGAGAUCAAUUUAGAGCGUAUAAGUCGAAUAAACACAUACAAAACGGACUCCAAAUCAAAAAGCUAUAUUGCAUAUGUU
Messenger RNA from Drosophila miranda, 1030 nucleotides. RefSeq lists its product as uncharacterized. The coding region runs from base 294 to 608 and encodes 104 amino acids. NCBI's taxonomy places the organism in Eukaryota, Metazoa, Arthropoda, Insecta, Diptera, Drosophilidae. The record is from RefSeq and is a predicted model, not a curated record. The transcript is spliced from 2 exons.